AUGGGAAAGGAAAUCAAACGUGCGGUUAAGGUCAAAACGACAGGAAACACGGUGAAGUUACGUAAGCAGCUGCGCUUGAAGCGGUGCGGUAGAGCGCAGCGGCCAGAACCCAGGGGCCCCGACUGUUAUGCUGCAUUUGCAGAAUCUAGACAAUGCGUGAUCACAAUGAAGGGAAAAAGCUUGAAAAUUAAAGGGAAAUCUAAGAAAGAAGUCUCUAAGAAGGGUUUGCCGACGCUAGGACGAAAACGGAAGGCGUCACAAGAGGUUGAGCCGGAAUCAUCAGAUGAUGGUGAUUUUCCAGUUACUGAUGGGCAAGAAACUGAGAAAAAGGUCUCUGCGUUGGAAUUAGUGCAAGAAAGCGAUUCCGACGAUGAAGGAGAUUCGGACAAGGAGUUGCAAAUUGCACUUCGUGAUGGGCUACUGAAAACGGACCGCCUCAACUAUCUCGUCGAAAAGAAACGUCCUAUAAUUAAUAAAACCGCGGAGAUGCGAGAGAAAAUAGCACAAUUCGCCAAAAAAUUGCCUUGGAUUGAAACUGUCGACGUUACCACCCAAUCAACGCUCACAAAAGAUAUGAUAAACAAUGAUUUCGAGCGCGAAUUGCAAUUCUACCAACAGGCUGAAAAGGCUGUUCAAUUAGCUGUUCCUCGUCUUUUAUCUAUGGGAAUCAAAGUCAUUCGACCGUCUGAUUACUAUGCUGAGAUGGCGAAAAGCGAUGGACAUAUGCAGAAGGUGCGAAAGAGAUUGCUUAAAAUCCAAGAAGGAAAGGAACGACAAGAAGCUAUACGUCGAAUGCGUGAAGAGAAGAAGUAUGCUGCAAAGGUUCAGAAGGAGGUAUUGGAGAAGCGAAACAGCGAGAAGAAACUGUUGAUGGAAGCGGUAAAGAAGCAUAAGAAAGGAAUGAAACAACAGUUGGAAGAUAUGCUCAGUAAUGUCAAAAGAAUGGGAUUGGAUCAGGAUGAUGAAGUUGCCCCCAGUGGUUCAAAGAAGCAAAAUCACGUGAACAAAUUUGGUCACACGAAAUCGAGAGGCAGAUUUGAUGCCAAGAAGCAGUGGAAAAGCGAAAAGUUUGGUUACGGUGGUAAGAAGAAAGGAAGGAAGCGAAAUGACAAGGAGAGUUUCGAGAGCAUCUCUGCGGGACGAGAUAAGUCUAGGGGACAGAGCCACGCUGAUUUCCGUGGUAGAGGUCGCUUUAGAGGUGGCAGAUCACGAGGAAGUAGACGAUGGAAUAGAGCAGUUUUCUACAUAGAUUCUGAGCUAGUCAUGUUGCUGGAAUUGGUGUCGGGCGUUCUCAUCUUCAUCGUACUUAUCUUCUGCACAUUUUUCCCGUACUGCUAUCUGCUUCGCCGCAACAGGAAUGGAGAUAAACGAAUCAGUUCAUUGUCCAUUUGCAAUUGUGUCGCAUGUGGAAUUUUCCUAUCGACGUGUUUUCUUGGGCUGAUUCCACACGUUCGUCACCAGGAAGAAAUUAUAAGAGUUAGCUGGAACUCGUCGAAUGUUAGUGGAAACGUUGGACGAGACAUCUUUUUAAGCACAGAACUUGUUGUUUUACUAGGGUUUCUAAUGAUUCUGGUUAUUGAACAGCUGGUUCUAGUAUGUUCACAUAGUAGUUCGAGUUCGAAAACCUCACCAUCUCGUGCAAGUGCUCCACCAUCUUUACGGGCAUUAUUAGAAGGAGAGGCCGAAGACGGUCAACCGCUUGUUGACACCACUUUAGAUGAUCAUGAUGACGGUAUGCAGGACAUUGUCUUUAGAUCCGUAUCGCCCGUUGAGCAUAGCCAUAUCAUCCACACUCAUGCGCCGCCUCCUCAAGAUGGUAUAUCGGCACGCACACUCUUCUUGCUCUUUGGACUUUCCACUCACUCGCUGUUUGAAGGAGUAGCAUUGGGAGUUCAGGGUGAUAGAGAUUCCUUUAUGAAUGUAUUAAUUGCGGUCAUGUUCCACGAGGUUCUUUGCUGCAUUGCAUAUGGUGUUUCUAUGGCUCAACAGUAUACUCCUGUGCGUGCAGCUUUACCAACAGUUUUGAUUUUGUCUGGUAGCAUACCGACUGGAAUGUUUUUGGCUUCCUUGGUCGAUCACUUCGAUUCGGAUUCAAUCAUGUUUCGCUUUGUAUUGGAGGGUUUGGCCGCUGGUACAUUUGUAUAUGUUGCGUGCGUAGAGAUGCUUAGCGCCGAAUUACGGCAUUCUCAUCAUCAUCAUUCCGAUGGUAAUGAACAUCAUGAAGAUCGUGCUCAACCACCGUCGACCUAUCAGGGUCUUAUGAAGGCGACUGCAGUAGUUUUUGGUGUGUUUUUGUUUUGGAGCUUGCAAAUUGCUCGUGGUGGACAUCAUUAG
This is a messenger RNA of Necator americanus (New World hookworm), 2334 nucleotides long. RefSeq lists its product as uncharacterized. The record is from RefSeq and is a predicted model, not a curated record. Gene Ontology annotation, molecular function: metal ion transmembrane transporter activity. Gene Ontology annotation, cellular component: membrane; nucleolus; preribosome, large subunit precursor. The transcript is spliced from 20 exons. Bases 1 to 2334 code for a protein of 777 amino acids. Gene Ontology annotation, biological process: rRNA processing; transmembrane transport; metal ion transport. Lineage: Eukaryota; Metazoa; Nematoda; Chromadorea; Rhabditida; Ancylostomatidae.